AUGUCUGCUCCCGGCAUGGACAAUGAUUUUCAACUCUUCUCUCCGCGCCGCAACUCGGGUGGGGAUGAGUCCGGAGGGAUGCACGCACAGUCAGGCAACUCCAAUCAAGAUUGGACGCAGUGGAUGCGAUGGGAUGAGCCCAUGUUUGCCAACGGGGAUCAAAGGCAUAUGGAGCCAUCGAUGGACCUCUCCUUUGUCUCCCCAAACACGAUUUCCAGCUCCCCAGGUCAGAUUCAUUCCAACGACUUCUCACCGAACCUCCCGCUUGGUCUGAUGGAGAUUCCAUCCGACCACCACGACGGGUUGAGCCGCAAUACCAGUAUCAAUGGCCCCCACCCAUCCAACUCCCAAGGCCAUCAGCAAUCUGCCCUAGUGUCUCCAAUCUCCAGUGUCGGUGCAAGCCGGAAGCGAAAGACUGGCAGCGAUAACGACGCCACCACGGUUACUGGGCCUGUUCAGCCGAGCAAGAAGAUGCCCGCGAAGAAGCGAGCUCACAACGUCAUCGAGAAACGAUACCGAGCCAACUUGAACGAAAAGAUUGCUGAACUGCGUAACAGCGUGCCGAGCCUUCGAACGACCAGAAAUGCCAACGGGGACUCCAACGAGGAUGAGGAGGAUGUCGACGGAAGCAACUCGGCCAGCAAGCUCAACAAAGCUUCUAUUCUGUCAAAGGCGACCGAGUACAUCAAACACCUAGAAAUACGCAAUAAGCGCCUGGAAGAUGAGAACACUGCCCUGAAGAACAGACUCCGCCAAGUCGACAAAGCAGCUGAUCAGGCUGUUACCUCGAGUGCCUCUGUGUCUUCACCCAGCAAUUACACUGCAUCUAGUGACUCGGGCACUUCGCCCAGUGUGUUCUCCAACCCCGAGGAGAAUACUGAAGGCUCUCCAGCCUCGACACACCCACCCGAGGGUCUGAUUAAGGUCCCCGAUGCAUUCAGGCGGAUGCGAGAGGAGGCUGCGCAGACCGGAGGUAUUUUCUCCAAGUCAUACAUCCAGUCCACACCUAGAACCUCCGAAUAUGGUCGGGAGGAGGGUUCCCGCCGACGGUCGAAGAUGCCUAAUAAGUACAUGCUGGGUGCACUGGCUGGACUUAUGGUUUUGGAAGGCUUUGGGUCGGACAAGUCCGAGACCGAGCAGAAGGGCCUGCUCUCCAUCCCUCUGAAUCUUCUCAACCGCCUGCGACCACCCAACCUUGCCUACCUUGAGUAUUACGUGAAAAGCUUCUGGAACUCCUGGCACGCAAGAGCGAUCUCCCAUUUUCUCCUUCUCGCAAUGCUUAUUGUCGGAAGUGCCUUCAUUGUUUUCGUCUAUUUGUUCAAUGCCCGGCCUGUCACCCAGCGUGCUUCGGGAAAGACUGUUUCUGAAGGCAAACAUGCACCACCCUCCUCGAGUGACUUCCGCCGGCAAGCCUGGCUCACAAGCAUGCAACGAGUUGGCGUCCCUCGCCACAGGUUCUUCCGUGAGUGGUACGUGGUAACCUCGAGAUGCUUGGAAUACAUUCUGCGAUGCUUUAUGGGAUGGAAGCUCUACUCGUGGGCCACGGGCAUCACAGAGGAAGAUGAAAAGGGCCGUGUCAAGACAUGGGAUAUUGCGAUCGAUGCUCAGCUCACGGGUGGUGAUAUUGAGAUCAGCAAGAGUCGCCUCGUGCUCACCAUCUUCGCUGCCGGUACCCUUCCCCGAAGCCCUAUGCGGAUGAUGCUUAAGGCGUUGCAUGUGCGCAUCCUCCUGUGGCGAGUUGGCGAGCCCGGUUCAUGGACCUUCCACGUGUCGAAUGAUGUUGCCCGCGCUUUGGCUAAGUACCAGUGGGCCAUUGCACGGGAUAUUAAUGAUGCAUUGCCAGAGGGCCACCCUGAUCAGCUUCCCAGCCAUCUGGCUGCUCUCAGCAAGCUCGACUGUGAGGAUGUUAUGAUCGACAACAUCAUCCAGCGUGCAGUAAACCUCACAUGGAACCGUCCCACCCAAGAGGAGGCUGCUGAUGAUGAAGUGCUGCUCGAUGUUGUGGAGGAAGAUCCUGCUAUUCAGUGCUCUGUGGAUGCACUUGCAGCAUGGUGGUCCAGUCAUCUCCUUCAGAAUGCUCUUCUCAAGUAUUUGGAAGCAAGCGAAGGGGCCUCUUCCUCUAAGGCGAGCCGUGACUGUUUCAAGGAGAAGAUCCGUAUGGCUCUUGAUGUGGCCCCUCGACUUUCAGCGGCAUAUACCCGUGCUCUCGUUAUGAAGGCAGUCUUCUUUGAGCACGGCCGCAUCCAAAAUAUUAGUGCUGUUUUGGCCGCCCUGCCCAAAGACAAGAGUAAGGGCCAGCGGAACUACGCUGCGAACUUCCUUGAUUCCUCGCUCCCUGUUUCCGUGCGGGAUGAAAUCUCUGUUGCCGUCCGGUGCGCCAUGAUUGCGGCCAUUGUCACCUCUCGCUCUGCGGGCGAGACUUCUCUCCCUGCAUCGUUCACCAUUCACAAGGCCAUUAACUGGUUCAACCAGCUUCCUAUCGACCCUGUCGAGCUGAGCUUGCUCGGGUUUUCCGCAGUCUACCACCUCUUGCACCUGUUGGCUUCUGAUGUUGAUUACAUUGCGUCCUCCGAUUCCUCCGCUCCAUCUGCGCCUGUCUCCGAAGCCGCCUCUGCAGACGACGAGGCGGAGGAAAAGCCACGUAAUGGGCGUAAGAUUGCAGUCUGCCCCCGAGACAUCCCUAAUCUUGGGCGUGUGGCGGCAGAGCUCAUUUAUUGGGCUCGAAAUGCCUACAAUCCGGCCUUCUACGGCUUUUCGUCUAGCCUUGUGGAGGUGAUCGUAGAGUCUUGCACCACUCUUUGCUCCAACGCCGGCAUCAACAUCAACGACUAUCUACAAACAGUGCCGGAGCCACUCCUAUCUCGGCGACGGCGCCACCGGCGCCGCCGGGGUGGAUCCAACCAGUCCUUGCAAAGCGAUGCGGAGCACGACGUGAUGCACCCAAAGCCCCUCCGACGCGAGCGGUCCGCGAGUAAUGACACUGGGUACGGCAGUCUCAGCCUUGAGGAAGACAUUCAUUCUGUUCCCAAGGUACCGGAAAAGCCUCAGGACAUUCUGACUUAA
This is a messenger RNA of Penicillium canariense, 3063 nucleotides long. RefSeq names its product basic helix-loop-helix domain-containing protein. Gene Ontology annotation, biological process: positive regulation of transcription by RNA polymerase II; SREBP signaling pathway. Gene Ontology annotation, molecular function: protein dimerization activity. The transcript has a single exon. The record is from RefSeq and is a predicted model, not a curated record. Lineage: Eukaryota; Fungi; Ascomycota; Eurotiomycetes; Eurotiales; Aspergillaceae. The coding region runs from base 1 to 3063 and encodes 1020 amino acids.